Messenger RNA from Syngnathus typhle (broad-nosed pipefish), 3744 nucleotides. It is a transcript of the gene tfeb, whose product is annotated as transcription factor EB. The record is from RefSeq and is a predicted model, not a curated record. The transcript has 12 exons. Gene Ontology annotation, molecular function: RNA polymerase II cis-regulatory region sequence-specific DNA binding; protein dimerization activity; DNA-binding transcription factor activity, RNA polymerase II-specific. Gene Ontology annotation, biological process: humoral immune response; regulation of transcription by RNA polymerase II; positive regulation of DNA-templated transcription. Bases 463 to 2016 code for a protein of 517 amino acids. Lineage: Eukaryota; Metazoa; Chordata; Actinopteri; Syngnathiformes; Syngnathidae. Gene Ontology annotation, cellular component: nucleus.
UUGAAGUUUCUGUAGUCGCAAGAAGGGAAUGAAUUCUCAAGACAAGGUUCCUCUUGUUGCCGUUGUUGACUCCAGCUAUCAGACUAAUUUAGGGGAAUAGUAAGAGUGGGAGGAGGAAGCUGAGCCAGUGUUUCGAGAGAGGGAUGAGGGAAAAUGAUGAAUCGUGACUGUAACUCCUCCAGUUGAAGGAGGGGUGGCCACACGAGCGCCCAACUUGCUUUUGUAAGCAGUCGUUUGUGAGGCUCGGCAAGCCCGCACGUGGAGGAGAGGCUUUCACAUGGAUGUGUUGACUCGGAGCUAGUUGGAGAGUUGCCGGUUCAAGCCAUGUAAUCAGCAGCAGAAGCGGAGCACAUUCCUGUUUGCAAACAAUUUUUCUUCUCAAACAAGCUUCAUCCACCUCUCGGACUGGACUGCGGUGCGUUGACUUCGUCUCGCCCUCCCCUGCCCCCUCGCCCCCCAGCAAUGGCCUCACGCAUCGGUUUGCGUAUGCAGCUGAUGCGAGACCAGCUGCAGCAGGAGGAGCAGCGUGAGCGGCAGCAGCAGCAAAAUGCGGCCCUGCACCACAUGCAACGCCGCAUGGCCGGACCGUCCGCCCCCACUGCAGCCAUUAGUACCCCCCAGAAUUACCAAAGCAUGCAGGUGCCCGUGGAAAUUCUUAAGGUCCAGACCCACCUUGAGAAUCCCACAGACUACCACAUCCGUCAGUCUCAGAGGCAGCAGGUGAAAGAGUACCUCUCCACUACCUUUGCCACCAAACAGAUGGUUCACGCCGUAGCGGGUCCGAUGCCACCGUCUCCCCCUGCGGCCAUUGGCCCCACUGGGGGUUCGGCGUCUCUACCGCCACCGCUCCACUCUCCACACAGGCGCGCCGAGCAGCUCAUGACUGGCAAUAGUGCACCCAACAGCCCCAUGGCCAUGCUCAACAUUGGAUCCAACCCUGAGCAAGAGAUGGAUGAGGUCAUUGAUGACAUCAUCAGCAUGCAGUCCAGUUACGAUGAUAUUCAGGCUUACAUAGACCCCGUCCAGAUGCCUAACACACUCCCUCUGUCCAGCAGCCACCUGGAUGUGUACACGGGUCCAGGGAUGAAGGGGCCGGCCAUUGCAAUGACCAGCAAUUCCUGCCCUGCCAACUUGACCGUCAAACGGGAAAUUUCAGUCACAGAAGCCCGAGCUCUGGCCAAGGAGAGACAAAAGAAAGACAACCACAAUCUCAUUGAAAGGAGACGGCGGUUCAACAUCAAUGAUCGUAUUAAAGAGCUUGGCACAAUGAUUCCCAAAACCAAUGAUCUGUGUCAUAGCGAUGUUCGCUGGAACAAGGGCACCAUCCUGAGAGCGUCGGUGGACUACAUCAAACGUAUGCAGAAGGAUGUUCAGAGGACCAGAGAGGCGGAGACGAACUUCAGAAGGAUGGAAAUGGCCAACAAACAGUUGAUGCAUCGCAUUCAGGAGUUGGAGAUGCAAGCUCAUAUGCAUGGCUUACCCAGCAACUCUCCAUCUGGCUUGAACCCGGUUGACUUGAUGGCCCCAUAUGUAAAACAAGAGACCAGCCCUGAGGCGAACAUUUCCCACACUCAGACACAAGCCCCCCACCACCAGCUAAGCCAGAGUCAGGCUCCGCCCCCACCGCAGCAGCAUCACUUCCUCCCACAGAACCACCUGCACCCUCAAAGCCAGGCUCAGCUUCAGCAGCCCAGGCAGCUGGCCAUGCUCCCGCAGCACCUCCAGGCCCAGCCGCCCAUCCAGUACCCGGCCGUAGGCAGCUCCCAGCCCUUUGACUUUGCCCAGUCGCUGGACUUGUGCGACGGGAUGUCGGCGUUCUCGGACGCCAUGUCGGGGCUGGGCGAUCUGGGAGGACUGGAUGUGCAAAGCCGUAGAAGCGAUAUGGGCUUCCUUAUGAUGGAUGAGCCCCUGUCCCCCAUCGGCGGCGACCCUCUGCUCUCCACGAUGUCCCCGGAGGCCUCUGUCGACUCCAGUCGCAGAUCCAGUUUCAGCAUAGAUGAUGGUGACAUACUGUAGGCACAUGCACGCGCACACACAACCUCCACACACAUGUAAACACACACGCAAACACGCACACGCACGCACACACACACACACUCCUGCAAGCACACGCUUUGAGAAAAAACGGGGUGUUGGUACCACUAUGAACAGCAUAAAAAGAAAAUCAUCACAAUGACUGGAACUUAUUAAGCACCAGUCUCACAAUGUAUCCAAUAAUACAGAUAUUAGAAAAUUCUACAGUAUGUUGUUUUUAGGAAGGUGGUAGUCAUUUUUAUCCACAGGAUGAAAACCUUGACCCCAUUUCGUCAUCACGAUGAGCACUAUCGGGUUGUUGUCAGCCAGCGGCCGUCGCAAACAUGCUAAUCUUAGCGCGUCCUUAAAGUGGCCAUGUCGACAUUUACAUUGUGGGCUUUACGGGUGUGACUUUUCUAAUCUUCACUUUCGGUGUCCUUUUUUUGGCAACUCACACAUCCACAAGUGCCACAUUCUACGCCGCCUUCAUACUCAGGUAUUGUAAGAGAAUUUACAAGCAGGGUCAAGUUAAAUAAGUGCUGAUGGGAACUUUUUUAGGUGGUACCGGCCCUCACACUGGGUGGCUUUGCAAUACAGAUCACCAUUGCUUCAUACACACAAAGGUGUUCAGUAAACACAGAUGUGAGAUCCCCAUUACCCACACGCACUCGUGACCACACACUUACACAAAGGACAUCUUUUUUGGUCCAUUUUGUUAUCAUGGCAGCCUGAGCAUUAUGGAUGGGAAAGAAAUCUCGUUGGGGAUAUUUUGGAUUCUAAAUAGGGAUGGGCAUUUGUCUACAUUUGUUUGAUUGACGGUGAACGCUCACUUAAAAGAUUCUUUGUUCUUUUUGGGGAUGGAGAAUUGCUCUGUGAAUGUUGUAGCCAAGUUGUGCACUCCAUAUUGUGUCAAAAGCUUCAAGAUGUAACAAGUCAACAAUCAAUUCCACACAAUCGACCAAAUUCAUGAUCACGACAACUUUUAUGCCCAUCCCUAAUUAUAGCGUCUUUAUUGUAGCUUGUUGUUUAUUCUAUUCCCCAAAGCACUGGAAACUAUAUUAUUGUUUUGACUUUGUACAAAAAUGAUUAUUUUUAUUUUGAGGUUUUAUGCCAUAAGCAGCUUUUAAAUAUGUUGUUUGUGUUCUUUUCAAGCAUUUUUAUUUAGUUUUUUUUUGCACCCAAAACAAUUCUGUCACCUUUCAAGCCAGUUAAAGCCACCCAUGCAUUACUUGAGAUGAAGCCAAGAGCCAUUUGGGAACUUUUACUGACAAGGAAGGUUUGUAGUCUGAUACCUUUAUUUCGUUCUUCUUUUUUUAAUAUGCACAAUUGGGCUUUUAUUGUUCUUAUUGUUAUCUUUUGAAGCCAAAUAUUAGAUGAAAGGUGAUUCUGAUUGAAUUAAAAUUUCUCACAUUGUGAAUGUAAAGUUUACCAGUGUUUCUGGUCAGCGGGAAGUCAGUUUUGCUGUGCCUUUACUUUACCCUUUCUUUGUAGCUGUGGUUUCCAUGGAAACUGCAAGACUGACUUCACCUCAACUCUGUGCUGAAUGCCUUACCAUUUUUGUUUUUCCACCGGAGGUGUGCCUUGUCCCAUUUCAACCACAGUUUGACUGUUGUUGACAACCUUGCCAACACUCCAAAGAAUAUUUCCACUAGAGGGCGCUCUGUUGCGCAACAUACACAGCGGGCAUGUCCUGAUUUGAAAUAAGUUAUAAAAAGGUUUUACCAGAAUCCA